Drosophila willistoni is the source of this 1155-nucleotide messenger RNA. Its product is annotated as putative gustatory receptor 22a. Gene Ontology annotation, cellular component: dendrite; axon; neuronal cell body. NCBI's taxonomy places the organism in Eukaryota, Metazoa, Arthropoda, Insecta, Diptera, Drosophilidae. Gene Ontology annotation, biological process: sensory perception of taste. The transcript is spliced from 2 exons. Gene Ontology annotation, molecular function: sweet taste receptor activity. The coding region runs from base 1 to 1155 and encodes 384 amino acids. The record is from RefSeq and is a predicted model, not a curated record.
AUGACUUUGCGUAAGAAAUUUGUUGGGCUCAGUUUGCGAACAGUUUUAUUUAUCUCAUGGGCACUCGGUCUCUUUCCGUUUACAUUCAAUGCAAAGAAAAGAAAACUACAGCGCUCCAAAUGGCUUAUAUUUUAUGGAAUCAGCGUUAAUAUCGGAUUACUUUGGUUUCUUGUUAUCUAUAGCCCCACUCAGACUGAAGCGGGUACAUUGGAAGUUUAUCUAAAAAAUCAUUUGUUGGAGCAAAUUAAUAUAAUAGUUGCAGCUUUUGGAUUAGUCGCCAUUUGUAUAACAUACUUUCGAACUUUUUGGAAGAGCCAAGAACUGAAUGAUGUUUUAAAUGAAAUGAUGCAAAUGGACAAAGUGCACUUCAAUAAGCGGAGUUUAGAAGAAAGUAUUUCCAAAUUCGAUUAUUAUGUGAUGCAGAAAAGCCUAUCGACAAUUGGUGAAGUUCUCUCAACUGUGAUCGUACAUGUGGGUCUGCCUGGUCACAAAAAUGUGAUUUUUCCAUUGCUUAUGUCGUGCAUAGUGCAUGUGGGUAUUCUUCUCGUGAUAAUGCACUUUUAUCUGGUUAUCUUGUUUAUAUAUCGAUUCAUCUGGAUCAUCAAUAGAGAGCUACUUGAUCUGGCAAAUAAACUGAGAAGCAAUUCGCAUGUUGCCUUUCCACGUCUUCGACUGCUUCUCUCACUGUUUUCACGCCUCUUGGAACUCAACUCCCGUGUGGGUGGUAUCUAUGACUACCAAAUGAUAUUGAUGAUGUGCACGGUUUUGGGCUAUAACAUUGUGGCCACAUAUUUUCUAAUAGUUCACACAGUCAGUCCAAAAAAGACAUUCACAACGUUUAAACUGUUUCUAUUUUCACAAGCGUUGUUCAUAAAUACUUGGGACUUUUGGCUAAGUAUUGCAGUUUGUGAUCUUGCAGAACGUACAGCCCAAAAUACAGCUACGAUACUAAGGCUCUUUAGCGACAUUGAAAACAUGGAUAUCGAACUAGAUAGAAGGCUCAAUAACUUUAGCAUGUUUUGCAGCCAUCGAAAAUUAAGAUUCUACCACUGCGGAUUAUUUGAUGUGAACUACAAAAUGGGUUUCCAAAUGAUCAUCACCAGUGUUUUAUAUUUACUCUUCUUAGUUCAAUUUGAUUAUAUGAAUCUUGUAUAA